This is a messenger RNA of Hibiscus syriacus, 666 nucleotides long. RefSeq names its product classical arabinogalactan protein 4-like. The record is from RefSeq and is a predicted model, not a curated record. Bases 30 to 428 code for a protein of 132 amino acids. The transcript is spliced from 2 exons. NCBI's taxonomy places the organism in Eukaryota, Viridiplantae, Streptophyta, Magnoliopsida, Malvales, Malvaceae.
UCUUCUUCUUACCAAAGCUUUUUGGCAAUAUGAGCUCCACAAUGUUUAAGGUUUUGAUGAUGUUGGGUCUUUUGGCCACAGCUUGCAUGGCUCAAGCUCCGACUGCUCCACCUACUGCUCCUCCGCCAUCCUCUCCGCCACCGGAUGCUACUCCAACACCAGCCCCGACACCGUCCCGGACGCCUUCCCCAGCUCCUUCGACUGUCCCAACUCCAUCUCCCACCACUUCCCCUUCCCCUGCUCCAACCACUUCUGCACCUUCUCCUUCCAUCUCCCCCCCUCCUGCUUCCACUCCCCAAGGAUCAACUGCACCGGCUUCCGAGCCAUCGGCUGACCAAGGCCCUCCUCCUCCCUCCGCCGCCUCCACCAACGGUGUCUUCAUCGGUGCAACCGUCGCUGCUGCUUUCUUCGCCACCCUUAUGGCUUAAGAAAGUGAGUUCCUGCUUUUCUCCAGGAUCUUGUUUUAUUGCUCUCUUUGUUCAUUUGACUUGAAUUUUUUUCCUUCAAAUUUAUUUGUUAUGUAUUGUUUUUUAUAAUUAUUAUUAUAUUAUUUUGGGGUUUGAUUAUUUUUAUUGGGUUGACGUGUGGAAUCCUUUUGAGAUCGGACGGCUGUAAAGAUUGAGCUGCUGCAUAUCUGUAAUAAACACAGUUUAUUAUUCUUUUCUA